Molecule: messenger RNA, 4525 nt
Organism: Urocitellus parryii (Arctic ground squirrel)
Lineage: Eukaryota; Metazoa; Chordata; Mammalia; Rodentia; Sciuridae
Gene: Dnajc5
Product: DnaJ heat shock protein family (Hsp40) member C5
Biological process (GO): regulation of synaptic vesicle cycle
Cellular component (GO): presynapse; membrane; intracellular membrane-bounded organelle
Source: RefSeq, a predicted model, not a curated record
AGCACACGUCUUUCCGGGGGACGCGCGCGCCGGUGCGGGUGCGUGCGUGAGCGUGCGCGUCCCCGCCGCUGCCGGUGCAACUCCCGCGCCCUCUGCCUCCGCCGCCGCCACUACCGCUGCCGCCCGGGUACCCAGGCGGAAGAGCGCGUCGGCCGGCUGCCCAGCAGCGCCGCGGAGCCCACAGCCCGGAGUCGGCGGGCGGGCGGGGACAGAAAUGAAGUGCAAUAUCUCAUUCUUCAAAGAAGGAAGAGUGCAGUGAGACCAUAUUUGAGAGUGACCUAACAUGGCAGACCAGAGGCAGCGCUCACUCUCUACCUCCGGAGAGUCACUCUACCAUGUUCUUGGGCUGGACAAGAAUGCCACCUCAGAUGACAUUAAAAAGUCCUAUCGGAAGCUUGCCCUGAAGUACCACCCUGAUAAGAACCCUGACAACCCGGAGGCCGCAGAUAAGUUCAAGGAGAUCAACAAUGCACAUGCCAUCCUGACGGACGCCACGAAAAGGAACAUCUACGACAAGUACGGCUCGCUGGGGCUCUACGUGGCGGAGCAGUUCGGGGAGGAGAACGUCAACACCUACUUCGUGCUCUCCAGCUGGUGGGCCAAGGCCCUCUUCGUUUUCUGCGGCCUCCUCACCUGCUGCUACUGCUGCUGCUGUCUGUGCUGCUGCUUCAACUGCUGCUGUGGCAAGUGCAAGCCCAAGGCCCCCGAGGGGGAGGAGACGGCCUUCUACGUGUCCCCAGAGGACCUGGAGGCACAGCUGCAGUCUGAUGAGAGGGAGGCCACAGACACGCCAAUCGUCAUACAGCCCGCGUCCGCCACAGAGACCACCCAGCUCACGGCCGACUCCCACCCUAGCUACCACACUGACGGGUUCAACUAAGUUCAGGAGGAGCUGUGAUUCGAGGAGGGAUCAGCACCCGGCCACCGCAACCUUAGAUCCAUGAACUAGUCACCAGAUGGGGAGGCGCCGCGUCGGGGCCUCCCCUCCUCCACGCCCGCUGCCCGUCGACCCUCGAUACCCGAAGUGCGUAGCAUGCAGUAUUUAAAGCAGUGUAGCUACGGUCUUCUGCUCUCCUUUUCUAGUAGCAUGUAUGGUCGUGUUCAGUGUCUGUGUUGUGGACCUGCUGUGGCUCGGCCGCGCUCGCUGGACAGUGGAGCUGCCUCGGGGUGUUUAGCCAGGUCGGUCCAGUGAGGGUGGACUGGGCAGGAAGGGCCUCUGUGCUCCUGUGCUCAUGGGGCUGGGGUCAGAUUCUGCCCGGCAAAGCCACAUCUCCACCUUGGCCAAGGGGUCCCAGGGCAGGGCCUGGCUCAUCUGGCCCAUCAGGGACAAGCUGGGCCAGGUCCUCUGGAACCACAGGGCCAUGGUUGUCCCUGGGUGUUACAUUGGCAUGGCGUGCAAGGGCCUCUGCACCCUGUCGUCCUCUCGUGGCAGGUCUCUCCAGGUGGUAGGUGUGAUGUGGACAGUGUGUGCACACGUGUGCACUCUGCACGGUUGUCUGCCCCGGGCCUCUUUGCUUCAGGGUCUGAGGUUCCUGUCCAUCGAGGGGUGCCCCUCCCGGUGCGUGGAAGUCCUCCGUCUUUGUUCCUGAACCUUCCCAGGCUGAGCUGGACUGAUGGGGCCGUAGUCUCUCUCCCCUUCCCUGGGUUGUUCUCCACACUCCUUAAGCCCACCUGGUUUUUUGUUUGUUUGUUUUGUUUUGUUUUUAAGCCCUUUUUGGACUUUUAAGAAUCACAAGUGGUUGCAGUCAGAGGGUGUGAAUCCAAGUGGGUGGAUGAAGGACGCCAGUGAGCCCCCAGCCUCUGGACCCUGUUCCUCGUGCUGGCCAGAGCUCCAUCCACCCACUUGCCUUCACUUGCGCCUGUCGCCCGUGCUCCAGUCGGCACGAGAACAUAGGGUUUCUGGAGCAAGAUGGCUGGAGCCAAGAUGCCCCUCUCCUCAGGAGGGCUGGGUCCCAGCGAGACUGUGGGGCACCCUGCUUGCCAGCCAGCCUGGGAGGCCAGUGCUGGACGAGACUGUGAACCGGAGAUCUGUGGGUGGCGCCUUGGUGGGUGAGCUGGGGAAAUGUGAGCACCACAUGUCAAGGCUUUGGGRCCACCUGGUGCCCCCUACAAUUUCCUGAACGUGCCGGACCAGAGUCCAGUGGGCCGAGUUCCUGCAGGACUUUCCCGAAGCCUGCUGCCAAGCAUCUUCUGAAUUUCUAGUAGAGAUGAAGAAUGAGAAAACUCCUACGCUGACCACGUGGCCCUGACAAACCACCUUCACCCCCAUCCCCACUCCCUCCCACCGUGGGCUCCUGUUUGCCAGGGACUGCCAAGGGCAGGGCUUUGGGAUUUUGGUGUUGGUUGAGGGUACCCAGCAAGGUCCAGUGAGGCUGCUGUGAUGCCAGGGCCCCCAGCUGAUCCUAUUGCAGGUGGACGUGGGCAAGGAACUGCCCAGGAACCAGUCCCUGGGGCGUGUUUGUCCGUGUUGCUCAUUGAACGAUCAUGAAGGUACUGAGCAAGAGGGCCCCACACUAGGGUGCUGUGUGAGGGCCGUCCCCCUGUGGGGGGUGGGAACCACCAGUGGGCCCACCGACUACUCAGCAGGCAGCCCCAGGGCUAGUCCCAGCACAGCAGCAAGAGCUCAGCCCCCAAAGCUUUCUUGCGAUAAUUCGAGAGUGAGUUGCUUUCUCAGAACCCAGGGCCAUAGUCUGGUGACCUGCCGAGCAUCUUCUGAAUUUCUAGUAGAGAUGAAGAAUGAGAAAACUCCURUGCUGUGGGACAGCCCUCCUGGCAUGCAGCCCUGUGGUUUUUGUCUUGUGUCCCUGUGAGCUGUGGCCACUUCUUAGGAGAAAGGAUCUCCCUGGGUGGCAGCUGGGGUGGGAAUAGCCACUUAGCCCAGUGUCCUGUGGGGGGUCUCUAAAACUGAGUGAAUCAUGUAGGAUUUGUGACACCACAAACAGGACACAGACUCUGGAGUGAGGGCCGUGGCUCUGCCGCCAUGGCCAAGCAUAUCCCUCACCUGCUCGAGGCAGACAGUGCCUCAUCGUGCACUGCGAUGGUCUGUGGCUGCCCUGGUUCCRUUUCCUUUUUAAUAAGCACAGCUGGUGAGUCUUGGGGGUCAGCCUGACCCCCAUGUCCCCAGCUCCUGGGCUACACUUCUGGGCUGUGGACAGUGUGUGAUGUAUUGCCUGGGGAGUGCUGUGGUCAGUGUGCUUGGAAACCCAUCCAGAGCAGUGGUGCCCCGCAGGGUCCUGGCCACCUAUGGUAGCUCUGGGGUGUGUAGAUCCCUGUUCCUGCCCAGGGCUGUGGUCUUUCCUUGUCUUCCUUUGGCUUCAUUCUAUUUUCAGCUGCUUUAGAUAUUGUUGCCCCGUGUCAAUGAGCCUUCCUAGUUCUCUGGUGUUCAGUUAAUGCAGCCAGUGUCCAGUGGGAACCCGUCAGGAAGAGAAGCCAGAGUUCCCGCGGUCUCUGUGCUACUUGCUGGACUGGGCUGCAGCUCCAGUCUGGAAAGGUCCUGAAUCAUGAAGCAGUCAAGACUCGUCUCAGCGGUCCUAACCCAUCGGUCCUAACCCAGGUUUUAGCAGCACAGGGGAGCUGAUGGCCCCGCGGGCUGUCCCUCAAGGGUCCAGGUUAUGUGGGCAGAGGCAAGGUGGGUCCUGCCCAUCCUUGACUUCAGUGCAUCUGUGUGGUGACUAGCUGGUGAGAAGCAUGGCAGGCGCUGGUGCCACCCCUUUCCCAGUGCUGAGCUGGUGCCCUGUAGCCCAGGACUGGCCUGUUUGUUAUUUGGGUUCUGAAUGCCCUGCUGUGGACAGGUGCAGCUUGUGUUGCCAGGUGCUGUGGUGCAGGCUGUGUGUCUGUGUACAUGUGUGUAUGUAUGGACCACGCAGCAGGCCCCGCGUGCUGCUGUCCAGGGGUGAAGCAACAAGUACAAUAAAGUUGGCUCCAAAGUGGCCUCUGUUUUCUUGGUGAGUUGGGUAGGGACAGGGUCUCGGCACGGUCCUCCUGGCGGAUACACCCAAGGGAACAGCCUGCUAUGUGCAGGAUGCGUGUGCCUGAACACAAGGUCAAGACCGCAUCAGCGGGGUUGGGCACAAGGGUGACUGUCCUAAGCACACGUCAUGUUCACCUGGCCCACAGGUGUGGGAAGUGUGGGAGGUGGCUGGAAACUCUCCCCUCCCUGGGCGCCUGAGUCCGUCAGUGACAAGGUUGCAUCUAAAGAGCAGCCUGGGCACCUGCCUGCAGGAGGACUGGGCCAAGGGCCCCCCAGGUGGUGCCUGUGGCGGACUGGUUGGCCUGGGAAGCUGGGUGAGGGAGGGGGAAUACACACGGACACGCACACCACAGGUGCUGCUUCUGAGAAUCAGAUGCGAGUGUGGAGAGCAGCAGUCCACGAGCUGGUCCCACCCAGCUGCCAGGAUGGCCUGCUGACCUGGCUCCACGCACAUCUCCAGGGCUGGAGAGCGAGUGGUCUCCUUGGUGAUCUCUGUCUUGUGUGUGUCUGAAUGUUGACCUAAAGUAAAGAUAACUUGUAAAAUAAAUGUUUUCA